CUUCCUUGAUCGUCUUCCUCGAUCGCUUCCUUUUCUGACCAUGCAUAAGAGUAACGCCAACACGUACUACGAUAGGCAAUCCUUCCCGGAUCUGGUGGCAAACUUGGCGGUGGAAAAUACCAAGAUGUACAAUAUGCGGCAUUCGUACAGCAACGGUCAGGGUGGAGGGUAUAAUAUGAAGUAUUAUAAUUAUUAUCAGCAAUCCACACCCUAUGUGCCGCAAAUGUACGGCAACUGCUUUCCGAAGCAGCGCUACGCCCCGUAUCCAAAUCAUCAAUUCGGUGGAAAUAUCAACAUGGGUCCUAGCAACUACACAGUAGGAACAAAUCAUAGUAACCUGCCACAGCCGCUGCUGGCUCCACAUUCACAGCAACAGUCGCAGCAUCCAUCGUUACCAUUUCAAUCAGCAAGCACCAGCGCCAGUAGCAGCAACACCAGCAGUAGCGUCUGUCAACUGCCGGUUAAUAAGUCAUUGAACUCUUCGCUCAACAGUAGCAGCUAUUCCGACUCGGGUAAGAAUUCCACGUUCUUCAGCAGCAACCAGAGUGGAUGCAGUAGUCCGCACCAGAGCAACUACUCCACCGACAGUGGUAGCAUGGCAAGCAGCACAAGCAACAGUAGCCUCGGAACGUGUUCCGGAUCGUCAGGUUUGUCGGUAUCACCGAUCGCAGCGCAAGAUCAAGCAGGACCACCACCACCACCAACGCCUUCCGUGCAGCCACUGCUGCCCUCAAUAGUAUUGCCGGGGGGAGGGGGUCCAGGAUCGGGGAUCGAACCACCCGACCAGAAGGAGAUGGUGGUGCUGCAAAUUAGCAACCUGGAUUCGACUAUCGAAGAGCAUAAAAUGCACCAAUUUUUAAUGUGUCAGCUAAAACCCAUUACGCCGGUUAUUUCGCUGACGAUUGAGAGUCCUUCGCUGGCGAAGGUGAAAGUUCCCACGGCACAGUGUGCCAAGCAAGUAGUUGCUAAUCUGCAUCGAAAGAAGAUCGGUCACAAGCGUAUGGUCGUGUCGUACAUUAAGGAUCCCUCCUCGGCCGAAUGCUCAGCACUCCGGUGCCAGGUGGCCGGCUUGCUUAAGGAUGUCCCCUUCUGCAGUCUACCCAUUAAUCGUUUCCGAGAGCUGUUUCAAUCACGCUUCAAAUCGUCGAUAAGCGUACUGGAUCUUUACCGUAUGCCGGAUGUGUGCACAAUUACGCUUGACAAGAACGAAGAGAAGCAUAUCUCCCUGCAACCGGCAAUGAUCGACUCGUUGAAGAGCAGCUCACUGGUGGAGACGUCGCACCAUAGCGUACCGUACUGUAUGCAGCAUUUUAAGCAGGAGAAAGAUAAAGGCUGGGCAGAGCAGGAGAUUGAACCGCUGCCGAACGUUAUGAUGUCGAUCAAUCAGCUACAGGCGAUCGUGUAUUCUUUGUUAAAGUCACACAAAAAUGAUAUACCUGUUGCAAGCAUUCUGUACUGCAUCGAGCACGAGAUGCGGGUAAAGAUACUCCCGGAUGAUAAUGGGGUGCCGUUGGAACAUUUGCUGUGCUGCAUCCGAGGUGUCCAAAUAGCGAACAACCGCUACGGAAUAAAGGUACUUUCGUGGAUGGAGCACGAACAAAACUCGACCAAGGAUAACGAUGAUGCUUGGUCCGUCAAUUUGCGCUACAUGCCUAAGAGUCCUUGCAACGAAUUUCUGCAGCAAAUUUCUCGCGAAGUAGUCGAGCUGAUUAAGAUGUCGCCGAAAUCGACCAUGAAAUUUACCCGCUUUAUACCUGCCUAUCAUAAUCAUUUUGGGAAACAGUGUCGCGUUGCAGAUUACGGUUACACGCGACUAAUCGAACUGUUCGAAGCACUAUCGCCUGUUGUACAAGUGAUGGGAGAUGGCGAAAAUCGUCACAUAACACUAACCCACCGCACCCAGAUCCGUCGGUUCACAAACGAUCUGCUCAAGAUUUUGCGUAACCGGACAAAUAAAUCGAUUCUUUUGUCACAGCUGUCAAUGGUAUUUGCGCAUGUACAGAAUCGCCCAUUCGAUGUUACCGAUUACGGUGUGUGCAAUAUUUUCGACAUGGUGGAUGGGCUUAUGUACAGUAAUGCCAUCACAACAAAAUUGCUAAGCGAUAGCGAUGUGAUGAUUUCGAUCGUGAAGCGCAAACAAACACUCACCGAGCUGGACAAGACGAGCGUUUUUGCUGGCGAAGUAGUGGAGCUGUUCCGGAAGGCACCUCAGUUUUCGAUCCUGUUCAAGAAGUUUGUCCGGUCGUACCAUUACCACUUUGGAUAUCAAUGUCGGUUAAGUGAUUAUGGACUGUUGAAGCUGGCGGAUCUGCUCGAAGCCAUCACUGGAAUUGUGGAGAUGGAACAAACCAAUGAUGAGGAUCGCAAGAUCUAUCUCAACUAUCAGGUAGCACUUCGAAUCUUUGCCGAGCAGGUGCAGGAAAUAAUCAAGGCAUACACCGGAAAACUGUGCUCCGUCGUACGACUGAGCACUAUUCUGCACAUCCACAAGAACCAGUACGGAUAUCAACUGCAGCCAAGCUGUCUGGGAUUUAGCAACAUGUACGAUGCGAUAAAGGCUCUACCGUACACGGAAGUAUUCGAAUCAGGCGGCGAGUACAUGGUGAUCUCACAUUUAGAAGAUCCUGCGUUCCGGAUGCACACGUACGCAGUCUGUAUGGUGUUGAUGGAGUUUCGUAAAGCUCAUGUGUCGUUGUCGGAACUUAUGCGAAGUUAUCACUUGCGGUUUAACGAGUUCCUGAACGAGAAAAACAUUUGCAGUAUGAAGCAUGCGUUGACGAUCGAAAUGGAUAAGGGCUUACAUUCCGUAACGUUGACGGCGUUGAUGAAGUUUGUCAUGCGAAUGGUACAAGUGGUCAAACAACGCACAUCGAUCAGUGUGUAUGACCUGAAGCUGGCAAUGAAUGUAUCGCUGGGAACGUGCUUCGAAUUCGGAUAUCCUAAUCUGGUAACGGUGCUGAAUGCAUUUUCCGAUGUGUUUGUGGCGGUCGGCAAUUGUUCUGUUAUUAGUGAUAAAAGUGACAUAGAACUUAAUCGCGACUGUAUUUUAUCCAAGGCAUGGUAUGGCUCUCAAGAUAGUUCGUCCCUAAAGGGUCCUACAUCGCAGGUGAAUUUGGGACAAACUGGCAAUCUUGCAGCCAACGAUAGCAGCCGAUUUCAAUGUGCUCCGGCUCCUGCCGGAGGAGGAGGAUGUUAUUCUAAAGAUGUCUCGGCACCAUUCCGGAACACAUCCAAUCCUCAGUAUCACCGCCAAUCUCUCGGGUCGGAACACGCUACGCCUCUGUUUAAAUGUUUGCAGCAACCUCAGGGUCCACAGCCAUUGCAAGCAACAUCCCAAGCGUCUUCCAAUACGUACUUCCCGAACAAUCGCGUUCAGAAUGUACUGAUGCCCAAUAACUAUGGUCCCCGCAAUAACGGCUCUAACGCUUCAACGUUGUUUCCUCCAAUGGCUCAAGGACCUUCAAUUGAACCACAAAAGUCUGAUGGAUUCGGUGUUCCUGUGGAUAAGGAAAAUAUUCGACCAGCGCAAAAUCGUUUUGUUGGAGUCCAGGAUUUAAUGAGCUCAACAAACUACGGUAAUCAGUUUCGUUCAAACUUUCCUCAAGAUCAGUUGUCAUCGGACGUUUUCCAGUUUGGCUGUCAGCCUAAAUCCGUAAUGGGAAGUAAAGGGCUGUUGGAGCAUUCAACGGGUCAGUUGCUGCUAUCGAAUCGGCCCUCUCAGCAGCAGAAGUCUGUUGUUGGUUGGAGGAAUGACGGAAACAUAAAGGAAUCAUUUGACUACUGGAACACCGUUAAGGAUGUGGUAUCUGCCUGCUGGGAACCACCGAAACCGGAUACACCAACGGAAUUGAAUCUUCCCUUCUGGCUGGAUCCUAUCUGGAGCGAUUCUUUACAAGGUCUGGACCGCAAUACUUUGUUUUCUGAUUCCCCUGAAAUUCUUAACAUUCCUAUACCGGAGCUGAAAACAAUUAACAAUCUACCGCCCCUUAACACGCCGCUGGAGAUGCUCUCCGAACAAUUAUCGAAAUUUCCUUUUGAUCUAGAUAAAUAA
This is a messenger RNA of Anopheles maculipalpis, 4051 nucleotides long. It is a transcript of the gene Marf1, whose product is annotated as meiosis regulator and mRNA stability factor 1. The transcript has 10 exons. Lineage: Eukaryota; Metazoa; Arthropoda; Insecta; Diptera; Culicidae. Gene Ontology annotation, molecular function: nucleic acid binding. The record is from RefSeq and is a predicted model, not a curated record. The coding region runs from base 41 to 4051 and encodes 1336 amino acids.